AAAGUUUAAAUCAAUCAAUCAAUCAAUGAAUGAAUCAAUCAAUUAAUCAAAUGUAAUCAUGAGGACAAUGUGAGUCAGUCAAUCACAAUUUAAUUGCCGUAAUAAUAAUAAUUUUUCCAUGUUUUGACUUAUUGUCAACAUGCAACAUUUCCAGUCCAUCUCAAAGCAGCAAGUUCAUAAACAAAAAUACUAUCGAUGUUCUCUGCCCUUGACUCACAUGGCUGAGCAGUUGCAAUCGAUGCCAGAUAAACAGAUCGGCCACUCCACUUCCGGCACACUUCCUUUUCGUAGCAGUGCUGCAUAGUUUUACUAAUAUUAUUUAGUUUUACUAAUAUUAUUUACCAACAUUUAUUUACCAACAUUAUCAGUACAAAUAGUUACAUGUUGUCAUGGACACCGAGUUGACUUUCUCUUCUCGCCGCUCACCAGUAGUAAGUUUGCACGGCUGCGUGGCGUCCAGCCAACAACUCGCCUCGACCGUGGGACUAGAUGUUCUAAAGCGAGGCGGCAAUGCUGCAGAUGCUGCGGUUGCCAUAGCAGCGGCGCUGGCAGUUACAGAGCCAUGCAGCACUGGUCUUGGCGGGGACGCCUUCUGCCUGUUCUUCAACGGCAACACUGGUGAGAUCAGAGGAAUAAAUGGCAGUGGUCGUACGCCCAGAGAUCACACUUUGGACUUCCUGUUAAGCAGAGGGUACAGCGCUGAGGCCCCUCCUCCAGCGUUUGAUGUUCUGAACGUUACAGUGCCGGGGGCAGCUGCUUGCUGGUGGGAUACGGUUCAGCUCUUUGGUAGCCACAAGCUGUCCUUACAGGAGGUGCUCAAUGGAGCAGUGGAACUGGCUGAGGAGGGGUUUCCUGUUGCUGAAGUGACCGCUCACCUCUGGGCACACUCGUUGGCUGAGCUACGUGAUGCAGGGAGGGACCUCGGGGGAGACCUGCUGAUCCACGGUCAUCCUCCCAAACAUGGACAAGUAUUCAAAAACCCCUUCCUCGCCCAAACUCUUAAGCAGGAGUUUGGGGAGCUUGGAAAAGAAGCAAUCUACCAAGGCAGAGUGGCUCAAGCCACCGUUGACGUUAUCGCCCGACAUGGAGGAGUCAUGACCUUGGAGGACCUCAAAAGUCACCAAAGUGAGUUAGUCACUCCCAUCAGUACAACGUACAAGGGUGUGCGUCUAUGGGAGCCUCCUCCCAACAGUCAAGGCUUGGCUGCCCUGCUGCUGCUCAACAUCCUGGAGAACUUUCCUCUCAAAGACUUAGGUCAUAAUAGUUCAGACUACAUCCAUAUUUUGGCGGAGGCUGUCCGCUUGGCCCAAACAGACGCUUCGCAUUACGUGGGCGACCCGGACCAUGCCGCCGUUCCGGUGAAAGCCCUUUUGAACAAAAGCUGCAGCCGCCAACGGUCAAAGCUCAUCCGCAUGGACAGGUUCAUGGAAGGGGUGGAGCCAGCCCCGAUGACCGGAAGUGACACCGUGUAUUUCUGUGUGGUUGACUGCCAGGGGAAUGCCUGUUCUUUUACCAACAGCACAUAUCACUGCUUUGGAACUGGGCUUGUCCCGAAGGAUUGCGGUUUCUCUCUACAGAAUUGUGGCGCCGGCUUGUCUCUUCAACUUAACCAUGCAAAUUGUGUGGCUGGUGGAAAACGGCCGUUUCAUACCAUAAUACCUGCACUUGUCACGGAUUGUGCAACUGACCCCCAGAAACCCCGCCUCCUUGCCUCCUUGGGAGUGAUGGGUGGUAUGAUGCAACCGCAAGGACAUGUUCAGGUUUUGUUUAACAUGCUGGAGUUUGGGAUGAAUCCACAGCAAGCCCUUGAUUCACCAAGAGUCUUUGUGAAGUAUGACCACAAAGAAAAUCAGUGGUCUGUAAAUCUUGAGGAAGGCAUCAAUCCAGAGGUGGCUGAGGCUCUAAGAAGACGGGGUCAUAAAGUCAACUGGCCAGUCACAGGCCACAAAAGGUCUGAGUUUGGGAGGGGACAGAUCAUCACAGUAGGAGAUUGGUGGAACCCAUCCGUCAAUCACAAAAAUCACCCGACCAAGGUCCUGUGGGCGGGAUCAGACCCCCGAUCAGAUGGAUGUGCUAUGGGAUACUAAACUGAUUUGAUAAAAAGAAGACUGCCAGACGCCUCUCGGUAAACAAUGACCUCAUUCAUUCAACUACUUAAAGGCCUACUGAAAUGAAUUUUUUUUAUUUAAACGGGGAUAGCAGAUCCAUUCUAUGUGUCAUACUUGAUCAUUUCGCGAUAUUGCCAUAUUUUUGCUAAAAGGAUUUAGUAGAGAACAUCGACGAUAAAGUUCGCAACUUUUGGUCGCUGAUAAAAAAAAGCCUUGCCUGUACCGGAAGUAGCGUGACGUCACAGGUUGAAAGGCUCCUCACAUUUCCCCAUUGUUUACACCAGCAGCGAGAGCGAUUCGGACCGAGAAAGCGACGAUUACCCCAUUAAUUUGAGCCAGGAUGAAAGAUUUGUGGAUGAGGAACGUGAGAGUGAAGGACUAGAGUGCAGUGCAGGACGCGUCUUUUUUUGCUCUGACCGUAACUUAGGUACAAGCUGGCUCAUUGGAUUCCACACUCUCUCCUUUUUCUAUUGUGGAUUACGGAUUUGUAUUUUAAACCACCUGGGAUACUAUAUCCUCUUGAAAAUGAGAGUCGAGAACGCGAAAUGGACAUUCACAGUGACUUUUAUCUCCACGACAAUACAUCGGUGAAGCACUUUAGCUACGGAGCUAACGUGAUAGCAUCGUGCUUAACUGCAGAUAGAAGCAAAA
Messenger RNA from Entelurus aequoreus (snake pipefish), 2759 nucleotides. Its product is annotated as glutathione hydrolase-like YwrD proenzyme. NCBI's taxonomy places the organism in Eukaryota, Metazoa, Chordata, Actinopteri, Syngnathiformes, Syngnathidae. The record is from RefSeq and is a predicted model, not a curated record. The transcript is spliced from 12 exons. The coding region runs from base 390 to 2087 and encodes 565 amino acids.